This is a messenger RNA of Polychytrium aggregatum, 1816 nucleotides long. RefSeq lists its product as uncharacterized. The record is from RefSeq and is a predicted model, not a curated record. Gene Ontology annotation, biological process: SCF-dependent proteasomal ubiquitin-dependent protein catabolic process. The transcript has 4 exons. Lineage: Eukaryota; Fungi; Chytridiomycota; Chytridiomycetes; Polychytriales. Gene Ontology annotation, cellular component: SCF ubiquitin ligase complex. Gene Ontology annotation, molecular function: protein binding. Bases 194 to 1735 code for a protein of 513 amino acids.
CGCAUCUCCCUCCCGUUGCUUCCCGUCCGCCCGUCCUUCGGCCUCAUCAAGACACCGCCCUCCAGGCCCAUAUCCAUACCCGGAUCGAUCAAGCCCGAACCCGAGCCGCUGCUCUCGAUCCACCCUCAAUCACCCUGCAGGCCGCAUCCUUGCCUGUCUCUGUCGCUUGCUCGCUUGCUCGCUUGCUCGCCGAAUGGCUGACCCUGCCCAGCACGCUCCGGCAGACAUGCCCGAUACCACCGACACACUCUCGCCGACAGCCGACUUUGCGUCCUCGCCCGACCAAACAGCCGCAGUCGGCCUGCCGAUUCGCCGCCCUGUCGUGAGACUGCCUUCUGAAAUCGUCAUGACCAUCCUGCACUUUGCCCGGCUUUGCAACAAAGACAUUUCAUCAUGCUGUCUCGUCAGUCGCUCCUGGAAUGCAUGCGCAACGCCCAUGCUGUAUCGCAGCAUCCGGAACGAGAAGGCACUCCUGUCUGUUCUGACACCGGUCUUGCUGGAGCCAAACGGAUUUCAUUCGCGGCUGGCGAUGGUUCGCAGUCUCUCCUUGCAGGGAUUCCGUGGAGGCAUUGCUUCACAACGCGGAAGUCUCGAGAUCAUGUUCUACAAACUCCACAGGCUGCAGAAACUCGUAUUGGAGGAUUACUUUGACGAGUGCUUCGAGUCACUCCCGCCCGUUCUCUCGUCGCCACUACGCAUCACCGAGCUGGAGGUUCGGGUCUGGUGGUCGACCAUGAUCGAACACCUCAUCAGCUUCCUCAAAAAUACGCCGCGACUUAGGAAGCUCACCUUCACCGCCCCAAAGCUGAUCGAGCACCAUUUUUUGCGCGUGCUCGAGAGCUGCGGCUCCUCUCUUGAAGAGCUGUCAAUGGGCGGCGACUUGUGGAUGAAUCCAAUCGGCAGCCUCGAGUUCGCCGCUCGCCUUCCCGAGCGAUGCCCAAACCUCUCGAUUCUGACUCUCUCGCACUGCACGCUGCUCACGGACACAUCGCUGCGGCUGCUGCUUUCGAAGCUGGGAGGCCGUCUGCAAACUCUCAACAUCCAAUUCGUCCCCCAGUUGACCGACCAAGUUAUCGCCGCCAUCCCACACACAUCCCCAAACCUCGUCAGUCUACGACUCUAUGAUUUCCCCAACAUCACCGAGCCGGCUGUCGCCUCGCUCUUGAAGUCGUCUGGAUCGCUUCGUCAUCUGUCGCUGGGCUUCCUUCCCAUCGGCGACAGCUCUCUGCGGGCGAUUGCAGCCCAUGGUCACCACCUGGAAACACUCGAGUUUUACGAAUGCAACGUCCUCUUCAACAUUGCCUCGCUCUGGGCAGACCAGAGCCUCUCUUUGACGAACCUUACUGCUCUGCGACUGUCCUGGUGCCGGUCGCUGCGGCUUGUUGAGGAAGACACCAGCCCAGCAACAGAUGCUCUCGUAUCCCAAGCAGCACCAGCCGACGGAACCCCCCAUCGCAGCUGUGCGCCGACCCCCAAUGCCGUCACCGGCUGCAACGAGCUUCUCGAGAGGGUGUAUUUGCCUCAUCUCGAGCAUCUGGAGAUCAAGUACUGCAACAGCCUCGCCCCGGCGGACAUGCUCAGGCUGGUCAGUCGCUGCCCCGAUCUCAAGUGGUGCCAGGUGAUCGGACGAGGGCUCGACAAAACGUUCAUGAACCAGGUGCAGCUGCGUCUGCAGCAUCUGCAGCGGGUGCGCAAGACCGGCGUCGAGGGUCAGUCCGCCCUGUUGAAAAAGUAAGCGCUUCUCGUCAAGGAUGGUGACGGGGCGGGACACGAUGACGGUUGAAUACAAGUAUCUAUUGAUGCCGGUUCCCUCAAA